UUGGCCCGUGUUCUGGAAUAAGUGGUGACUGUUGGGUUAAAAAAACGAUUUAUCCAGUUAUGAAGCAUCACUGAAAUAUUAUAUUUAUAAAUUUAAAAAACUUAUCUCAGAAAAAAAAUGAUGCGAAAUAUCGUGGUUGGCUUGCAGCGGUUGACGCUAAGUAACAAAUCUAUCACUGGAGCUCUUGGGUCUUUGCAAUGUCUUCAGAAAAAACAAAACGUUCAGGAAAGAUACAUUCACAUACCUAAGAUGAAUACACCCCAGCAUUUUCUUGAUUAUAAUAAAAAAAUGUAUCCUAUACAAGAACUAGAUGAGGAAAGGAGACCCGCUUUUGUGUGCCAUAGAAAAUGCAAUAUAAGAUAUACCCCAAAGAAAAUGUUAUACAUAGCUUGGUUUGUGAGAGGAAUGACUAUUGAUGAAGCACUAAAACAACUGAGCUUUGUAGCAAAGAAAGGAGCAGCCAUUGCAAAAGAAACUCUUUUGGAGGCUCAAAAGUUAGCAGUAGAAGAGCACAAUGUCGAAUUCAAAAGUAAUUUGUGGGUUGCUGAAUCCUUCUGUACAAAAGGUUUUGUAGUUAAGGGAAAAAGGCGACACUCUCGAGGUAAAGUUGGGGAAGUAAGGUACACUUUCUGUCAUUACUUUGUACGACUAGAAGAAGGUAAACCACCUAAAGAUUACUAUAAACUUGGUCACAAGACUUCUGAUGAAGCUUUGGAAUCUUACAAAGAGAGUUUACGACAGCGCAGAAUCCCUCAAUCUUUGUAA
Molecule: messenger RNA, 765 nt
Organism: Copidosoma floridanum
Lineage: Eukaryota; Metazoa; Arthropoda; Insecta; Hymenoptera; Encyrtidae
Gene: mRpL22
Product: mitochondrial ribosomal protein L22
Biological process (GO): translation
Cellular component (GO): ribosome; mitochondrial large ribosomal subunit
Molecular function (GO): structural constituent of ribosome
Source: RefSeq, a predicted model, not a curated record